UGCGCUACUCAGUUACUAAUAUUAAACGCAACUGAAAAAACCUUCAAAUGGUUCUCUUGGAAAUAUGUUUGGCCGUUCUGGUCGUGGCUGUACUUAUAUACAAGUGGUCUAAGGCCACUCACAAUGCGUUCGAUGGUCGUGGUAUUUACUUCGAGAAGCCAAAGCCCUUCUUUGGCAAUCUAGGAGCUUCGUUUUUAAACGGAACGUCGUUUCAUAGGCAACUCAGCGAGUUCUACAGCCGCACGAGAGAGCACAAAGUUGUUGGCAUAUUCAGUUUGCGCACGCCCAUGAUACAGCUGAAUGAUCCCGAAGUGAAAAAGAUCUGCGUCAAGGACUUUGAUCACUUUCCCAACCACCAAGUCUUUGCACAGAGUAACGAACGUCUCAUGAACGACAUGUUGAGCAUCAUGCGGGAUCAGCGAUGGAAACACAUGAGGAAUACCCUCACGCCGGUCUUCACGGCAGCCAAAAUGCGCAGCAUGUUCGCCCUCAUGGGAGACAGCUUUGGGGAGUGCCUCGAUCACUUGUCGGGACUAUCGAAGGGUUCUUCAGCUGGAGAGGGUGUUGAGUUGGACAUGAAAGUGCUCUGUAACAAGUUAUCCAACGAUCUGAUUGCCACCACCGCCUUCGGCCUGAAGGUGAACUCCUUUGAGACCCCAGAUAAUGAGUUCUACCAAAUCGGUCAGUCGCUGACUUUCUCGAAAGGAUCGACCAUGUUCAGGUUCAUGCUAGCCACCCUUAUGCCCAAAGUGUUUUCACUAUUUAAACUGAAGAUCUUUGACGGCCAGAAAGUCGAAUAUUUUGUCCGUUUGGUGGUGGAUGCCAUGAAAUAUCGCGAGGAGCACAACAUCAAUCGUCCAGACAUGAUCCAACUGCUGAUGGAGUCCAAGAAGGACGAGGACAACUGGACUGACGAUGAGAUCGUGGCCCAGUGCUUUAUUUUCUUCUUUGCUGCCUUCGAGAACAAUGCCAAUCUGAUCUGCACCACAUCCCUGGAGCUGCUCGAGAACCCCGACAUCCAGCAGCGCCUCUAUGAGGAGGUGAAGGAGGUGCAGGAAUCCCUCAAGGGCGGUCCUCUCACCUACGAUGCUGUUCAGGGUAUGAAGUACAUGGACAUGGUCAUCUCCGAGUCGCUACGCAAGUGGACACUGGCAGCCGCCACAGAUCGCCUGUGCUCGAAAGAUUACACCCUAACUGAUGAUAAUGGCACGAAGCUUUUCGACUUCAAAGUGGGUGAUCGUGUGAGUAUUCCCAUUGCCGGCCUCCACCGGGACGAUCAUUACUUCCCCAAUCCACGAAAGUUCGAUCCAGAGCGUUUCAGCGAGGAACGCAAGAACGACAUAAUUCCGUACACCUAUUUGCCUUUUGGAGUUGGUCCCCGAAAUUGCAUUGGCAAUCGUUAUGCAUUGAUGCAGGUCAAGGGCAUGCUGUACAAUCUGCUGAUCAGAUAUAAGAUCGAGAGAUCGCCCAAGACUGUCAAGGAUCUGUGGGAGGAGGCACGCGGCUUCAAUCUGGCGCCCAAGGCUGGGUACUGGAUGCGGCUGGUGCCGCGCAAAUAAAUGUGUUACAAAUAGUCGAUAAGGAAUAAAAUGA
Drosophila subobscura is the source of this 1593-nucleotide messenger RNA. RefSeq names its product cytochrome P450 9b2-like. Lineage: Eukaryota; Metazoa; Arthropoda; Insecta; Diptera; Drosophilidae. Gene Ontology annotation, molecular function: monooxygenase activity; heme binding; iron ion binding. The record is from RefSeq and is a predicted model, not a curated record.